GGUGGAUUUUUGCCUCUUUCGGAUUGCAACACUGGACUCCAGACAGGCACUUCAGGCCAUCGCGUGGUCAAUGUGAGGCUGCUCCACACUGCAGCCCUUCUUGGUCAAGGAGUAAUUUUUGGAGAGAAAGCAUGCCGAGAUACACAGUGCAUGUCCGAGGAGAAUGGCUGGCAGUGCCGUGCCUAAGCUCCACGAACACCAUUCGGUGGCUGGGAAAGGAAGCUGUGAGGCGAUACAUGAAAAACAAACCUGACAAUGGGGGAUUUGCCUCAGUGGAAGAAGUGAAGUUUUACAUUCGAAGGUGCAAGGGACUUGGCUUGUUGGAUCUUGAUGAUACAGUGGGAGAUGCUCUAGAGGACAAUGAAUUUGUUGAAGUUGUUAUAGAAGGAGAUAUAAUGUCUCCAGAUUUCAUACCAUCUCAGCCAGAAGGAGUUCAUUUAUACAGCAAAUACCGAGAACCAGAACAGUAUAUUUCUUUAGAUGGCAACAGCUUAACAACGGAGGACUUGGUCAAUUUAGGAAAGGGGCUCUACAAGAUAAAGCUUACACCUGAAGCUGAAGCUAAAGUCAAACAAUCACGAGAAGUGAUUGAAAGGAUCGUAAAUGAACAGACAGUUGUUUAUGGAAUCACCACAGGGUUUGGGAAGUUUGCCAGGACUGUCAUCCCAAACAGUAAGCUGAGGGAGCUUCAAGUGAACUUGGUUCGUUCUCAUUCUGCAGGUGUGGGGAAACCUUUGACCCCUGAGAGAUCUCGCAUGCUGUUGGCAUUGAGAAUCAAUGUCCUGGCCAAAGGAUACAGUGGAAUAUCCCUAGCAACCCUCGAGCAAGUUAUUGAAGCAUUUAAUGCAUCGUGCCUUCCUUAUAUCCCAGAGAAAGGGACAGUUGGAGCCAGUGGAGACUUGGCCCCCCUCUCUCAUCUUGCUCUGGGAUUAAUUGGAGAGGGAAAGAUGUGGUCCCCAAAGAGUGGCUGGGCUGAUGCUAAAUAUGUCCUGGAAGCCCAUGGACUGAAACCAAUUACCUUGAAACCAAAAGAGGGCCUGGCCCUCAUCAAUGGGACACAAAUGAUCACCUCACUGGGAUGUGAGGCGGUUGAAAGAGCCGCGGCCAUAGCGAGGCAGGCUGACAUAGUCGCUGCCCUCACACUCGAAGUCUUGAAGGGCACAACAAGGGCCUUUGACACUGACAUCCAUGCAGUACGGCCACAUCGAGGGCAGGCUGAGGUGGCAUUUCGAUUCAGGUCACUUCUAGAUUCUGACCAUCAUCCAUCAGAAAUAGCAGAGAGCCAUCGAUUCUGUGACCGAGUUCAGGAUGCAUACACAAUGCGCUGCUGCCCUCAGGUCCAUGGAGUUGUAAAUGAUACAAUUGCUUUUGUGAAGGACAUAAUGACAACUGAAAUCAAUAGCGCCACGGACAACCCUAUGGUGUUUGCUGAAAGAGCAGAGACCAUUUCUGGAGGAAAUUUUCAUGGUGAAUAUCCUGCAAAGGCUCUGGACUAUUUGGCAAUUGGUGUGCAUGAACUCGCUGCAAUUAGUGAAAGAAGAAUUGAGAGGCUCUGCAACCCCUCACUCAGUGAACUGCCUGCAUUUUUAGUCACUGAAGGAGGUCUGAACUCAGGCUUCAUGAUUGCACACUGCACAGCAGCUGCCCUGGUUUCUGAGAACAAAGCCUUGUGCCACCCCUCUUCUGUGGAUUCCCUGUCAACUAGUGCUGCUACAGAGGAUCACGUGUCCAUGGGAGGAUGGGCUGCAAGAAAAGCUUUGAGAGUUAUUGAACACGUGGAACAAGUUCUGGCUAUUGAGCUUCUUGCCGCCUGCCAGGGCAUUGAAUUCCUGCGCCCUCUGAGGACAACAACCCCAUUGGAGAAGGUCUAUGACCUUGUGCGCUCCGUGGUGAGGCCUUGGAUGAAGGAUCGCUUCAUGGCCCCAGACAUCGAAGCAGCUCACAGGCUGCUUGUGGAGCAGAAGGUGUGGGAAGUGGCUAAACCUUACAUUGAAAAGUACAGGAGGGAACAUAUCCCUGAAUCAAGACCCAUUUCACCUACAGCUUUCUCCCUGGGAUCGCUGAGAAUGAAUGCUGAUGUUAGUCAUGACCAUGAGCAUCAGGAUGAACUUCAAGAGCUGUAAUCCUCUGGUAGAGAGCAGAUCCUUUCCAGACCUUGUCUGAGGGUGGCUGUUCUACUCAAACUCAAUGUGGUUUCUCCAGGUGACUCAGGGGACUUGACUGUCUAGCUCAGGAGUACAAACAGAUAUUAAAGAAAUGGCUCACUGCUUUCCUGACAUGUGAAAGACAACUUUGUCCUGAUAGUGUGGUUUUGACUGAAUCUCCUGAACUUCUGAACACAAAUCAUUCAGACUCCUGCUGAAACCAGUGGAUGUUUUAUGCAGGGCCUCCUGUAUUUGUUUUGUCAGCUCUUUGCCUGUUUUCUCUUCAUUUGUGCCAAUGAUAUCAGCCUGUUCUCACUUUUUUUUUCCGCUUUGUGUAACUGCUGUGGUCCCCUUCAUUUUGCCACAAGAAAAAUUAUCUUUACAUUUAAUUCUUCUUUCUUUUGCAGAUCAUAUGUGAAGUACAGGUUCUUGUAUAACAGGAGCAUUUUUUGAGCAGGUGCUUCACAAGUCAGAAAAGCUGAGUGGAUAAGAAUGUGCUAUGGAGAUUAUUUCUCCAGAACAAAUAUUCUGGAGAAGUUCUUUCAGAAGUUCCUAUGUCCCUGUUACCUAUGUCUCACUCCCAGCCACUGUGGAUGUCGUCACUGAAGUGAGCCACGCUAAUGCAGCUUUCCAAGAGCUAUGUGCUCACAUCUGCAAUCAAUAAACUGAGGCUUCACAUAAGACUAUAACAAUCUAUUUUCCUGUCAUGUGUGAUGAUGAAAAUGUAAAGCAAAAGCUUAAUUUGGAAAUAAAGAGGACAGGUGAAACAGGGGCCAGAAAAGGGGGAGGAGGAGGUGUAGGAAUGGUGGAUGUGAACAAGUGCUGAGGCAAUAGCACUAAGAACUACACUGCCAUGGCUCACCAGGUAUCUGCCUGGCUGCCAAGGGCUCAUGACAUGUUCUCUGUGUUACAACACUGACCUCUGGCACAGGCUUUAUUCUACAAGGGAAGAGUCAGGACAUAGAUUUCACAUCGUGGUGCAAUGAUGACAUGGCACUACUGAGCUUGCUGUGGGGCAUUCAGAAUGAGCUGGAAAUCUUCCCAGGCUAUUGGCUAUGCUGCAAGGGGUGGCCAAACCACUAGUGUGGGGCUACCCUUGAGCGUUUCAGACCUACCAUGUUAAAUGUGCCCUGAGGAGGGGGCUCAUGCCUGUUGGCAACCUACCAGGGAGACACCUAACCUGGCCAGAAGACCUGAGAACUGGGGCACCCAUGGCACAUGAGUUCCCAGUUCAGGUCCUUCCAUCUGCACCUGAGGUGCAGCAUCUCCAUCCUGUCUCUCCCUCAUGUGCCAAGAAAGUCCCUACCCUUUCAGCUUGAGGCUCUCUGUAGCAGGCAUAUCUCAAUCUCCUCCUGAAGCUGUUCCAUUUUGUAUAGAAUAAGGUAUUAAUUAAAAAUGAGUGAAAAUGAACAGCCAAGCUUAUUAUAUCUUGUAGGAUCAACCACUUGCCCUCAGCUUUGUGUUAAGGCUGACAGUUCCUUCAGCAGCAAGGCUGGCAGAAGUUCCUACGUCCAUGUUACCUAUGUCUCACUCCCAGCCACUGUGGAUGCU
Messenger RNA from Manacus vitellinus (golden-collared manakin), 3695 nucleotides. RefSeq names its product histidine ammonia-lyase (gene HAL). Gene Ontology annotation, cellular component: cytoplasm. Gene Ontology annotation, biological process: L-histidine catabolic process. Gene Ontology annotation, molecular function: histidine ammonia-lyase activity. Bases 132 to 2123 code for a protein of 663 amino acids. Lineage: Eukaryota; Metazoa; Chordata; Aves; Passeriformes; Pipridae. The transcript is spliced from 20 exons. The record is from RefSeq and is a predicted model, not a curated record.